Messenger RNA from Anguilla anguilla (European eel), 2102 nucleotides. It is a transcript of the gene dipk2b, whose product is annotated as divergent protein kinase domain 2B. The record is from RefSeq and is a predicted model, not a curated record. The coding region runs from base 154 to 1440 and encodes 428 amino acids. The transcript is spliced from 5 exons. NCBI's taxonomy places the organism in Eukaryota, Metazoa, Chordata, Actinopteri, Anguilliformes, Anguillidae.
GCGGAGGGUGUAACAGAGCGAGAGAGGAGCCCGAAGCUGUGCGGUUGUGUUCGUCUGUGUGCAGAGGGGAGCCUUCGCAUUUCGGGGAACCCCCCCACUACCCGUCCCUGAUCUCCCCUCAACUCCUUGUCCCGAAGGAAGCGACCUGUUACCAUGACCCUGGGAUGCCCCAGGAAUAGGGCAGCAGAGGUCUGUGGCGCACUGGCCAGGAUCUGGGUCCUGUUUUGGGCGCUCGGGGCGAUGGGGUCUCCCCCUUCCCCUGCGGCCCCCCGCAAGGCCUACACCUUUGGGAGAAGCUUCCUGGGUUUGGAUAAAUGCAACGCUUGUGUGGGGACCUCAAUCUGCAAAAAGUUCUUCAAAGAGGAGAUCAGGUUUGAGAAGUGGCUGUCCCCACAGCUGAUGCUGCCCCCUGUCUACAGGAGGUGGUACCUGGCCAACUACACGGAUGACUCUGAGAACUGGCGGCCUGUGGUCCUGUCGCGACUCAUCCCCCAGCCACUCCACGAGGCAUCGGACCGCUCCAUCUGCAGCUCGGCAGGGCGAGCUCACUCCUGCAGCAUCGAGGCCGUCCUGAGGGCCACGCCCCGUUUUCAGGACUGGGCUCGAUCUCACCUGCUGCUGCCACGCAUGGUCCAGGGUCUGGCCACGCCCAUGAUGCGCUGCCCCUCCCAGCGGCUGCUGGACCGGCUGGUGCGCCGCUACGCCGAGGUUACGGACGCCGGGAGUGUGCAGAUGAAGCACUUUGCCGAGCGGGACAAACUGCGGCUGCUCUACACACUGGCCGUCAAUCAACACCCACUGUUACUUCAGAUGUUCCCAGGCACGGAGGGCUGGCCUUUUCCCAAAUACUACGGCUCAUGCGGCAGGAUGAUGGUGUCGGCCACCACCAGGCCCAUCAGGAGCACGUACGACUCCGCGCUGGAGACCCGAGCGGACAUCGCCUACCAGCUGCUCCACGUCGCCCAGGGGCUGAGCUCCAACAGCCUCCGGUUCCUCCUCUACUACACGCGCGUCUCCGAGGACAUGUUCGCCACCUUCGAGGACGGGAAGCUCUUCAUCGUGGACGCCAGUGCUAUCGGCAUCAUCGACCUGCUGGAAGGUGUCCCGCCCGACUCCGAGCCGGAGCGCGAGGACGUCUUCUCCUGCCUGAGCACCUCCUGCGCCCGGCCCCCGCCCUGCAGCUCCGUGCGGCCCUCCCAGAGCUUCUCCCUGCUCUGCCGGGACCUCCUCCCGAAGCUGCUCACGCCGCGGGACACGCGGGCGGGGCGACUCCACGGGGACGCGGCCCGGCUGCUGGGGGUCUGCGCGGACGGCGCGCGGGCGGACCGGAGCGUCGCGGACGCGGCACGCGGGCUGAUGGGCCUGCUGAAACCGCUGCGGCCCUGCAGCCCGCAGCUGGCGUACCGCUACCCCGAGUGCAGGUACGGAGACCAGUUCUGAGCUCAAGCGCCGGGGACGCCUGGGACAGCCGGGGAUGUCUGGGAGGACCCGAGAGACAUGGAGGACAUCCAGCCAGAACUUAGGGACCGCCAGGACUGAGCUCCAGACGAGAAAAGGGGAGGAACUGCCUCCUCCCACACCCACCCCCCAGUGAUGACAUCACCUGACAUCCACUAGGACAACAGGAAGAGCCACGCCUAAACUAGGCUGCAUUCAGAUGAGGAAAAAAAUCAGUUGGCUGCAAACUGUAUUCAUACACUGAAAAGGUGCUGUAGAUUAAAUGUCCGGCUGCUGACAGGCUGUACGCAGUUACACUCAUUCUUAAUUACCCCACUUGUGGUUAUGGCCUACCUGCUCAAUACAACACCCCUGGGAGAGGGUCAAGGCAUCGCGACCUGCAAUGGUCCAAAAUACAAAGGUACACUUCAAAACUAAGAGUGAGGGAGAGAUGCAAUGGGACACACACGGGGGCAAAAAGAUGGAGACAGAAGACGAAGAGGCUUUGCAGCAGCUGAUGGGAUGGGACUGAACGUCCAGUCGCAGCAGACUGCAAGUAUGGUGACGAAGAGGCUAUUUGCUGUGGACCUUUACAUGCUCUCUCAUUGUACUGUUUCCACUCCACCAAUCUACUGGAGCAAUCAUUAUUGUCCCCUCAACAUGGU